AUGGAUGCCUUCGAGUCACAUUUGGCUUUUUCGAGACGUGCAGUGUGGGGGUCAAUUUUCAAUCCAAUUUACGUUGUGCGCCCUCCAAUUUCAAUUCCUGGCAGCAGUUUACCCUUGGUCCCAAGACCGUGUGGGGUUAUCGCAGCGGCCUCUCCUGAGCAUGAGGCGGAAGAGGACAGCCCUGACAAACAUGAGGUUCUGAGAGUUUUCAGGGCCAAAAGGACUGUGACAGGACGAUCUUGGGAGGCCUUGUUGAAUUCACAGAGAGUUGCUGCAAUUCGGAAGUGGGCUGGAAUCAUUAUGAUGUAUUUGAACUCAUUUGAGAUUGGCAGACAAUGGGACCGCUUGUCACCUAUGGGGCAGGCAUUGGGCGAUGGUUUGAGGCACAUUUUCGCGGGGAAGGCGACUGGAACUUUACAUGCACGUGCCAGCCCAAUUCUGCGAUAUGUCAUGUGGUGUGACAAGAAGGGCAAUUCUGCCCUCCCGUUGUCUGAGGCUACGAUUUAUCAAUUCAUGUGUGAACAUGCUGACACUGCUGCUCCAACAUUUUUGCGGUCUUUCUUGGUGGCAAUUAGAUUCUCUUUUCACGUCCUUGGGGUCACAGGUGGAGACUUGGUACUUGCAAGUAAAAGGAUUGAAGGGUGUGCGCGUGAGGCGUACCUGAAGAAAAGGCGUACCCUGCAGAAAGAUCCUCUCAGUGUUGCCAUAGUUGAGCACUUGGAGAAAGUCGUCAUGGCAGACAGGUAUCCAGAUCGAGACAGGGUGGCUGCAGGGUGCUUUUUGCUGUGUGUAUUUUUCAGGGCCCGUUUUUCAGAUAUGAUGAACUUGCAGGAUCUCAUUUUGGAUGAAUUGAUCGUGGACGGCACUGCCCAGGGUUACAUUGAAGGGAAGGUUGGUCGAACAAAAUCAGCCUACACCACUGAAAUGAAAACGAGGUACCUUCCCAUGGUUGCACCGCGUUAUGGUGUUACUGGGCUUGACUGGUUCAGUGCAUGGCAAGAAGCUUGUAUCAGAUGUGGCAAACCCAAGGGUGAGUCAAUGCCAAUGCUCCCAUACCCUUCUAAGAGUGGUUGGACGAGGACGCCAUUGGGUGCUGGAGAAGGUGCUGACUGGUUGCGACAGUUAUUGCAGGUUUCUGGCAUUCCAAGUGGAUCCAUGGGGAACAUUGGAACUCAUUCCCUCAAGGCCACGACACUCAGUUGGAUGGCUAAGUUUGGGGCGCCCAUCAGUAUCAGGCAGCACUUGGGUUACCACAUGCCGAGUGCAGACAAGAUGGCACUUCUGUAUUCUCGAGAUGCAUCAGCUGGACCCAUCCGUAAGUUGGAAGAAUGCCUUGCUGAGAUCAGGGCAAAGUCUUUUGUCCCAGAUGCCACGCGAUCUGGUUAUUUUCCGAUGCAAGCACAACGACCUGAUCCUGAUGUUGAGCAGGGCCUUUCUGGACGUGGUUCACAUGAGCAUGACAGGGCAACUGACUUCAGCGAUUCAGAUUCAGAGGAUUCUAGAGAUGAUGAGCAUGCCUUCGAAGAGCAGCUGUUGAAUGAAGAGGCCAUGGACCACGUCGUAGGCCCUUGGGAUGAGCAUGCAACAUUGGAAUCCCUGGGCCUUCAUGAAGAUGCCCCACUUUUCAGGAGGCUCUUCCAUGAGGCCUACAGCCUUACAGCAGCGGAGCUUAAGCACUCAGUUGAACGGGUCGAAGACAUGCCAGUAAAGAAGCUAGCCCAGCCUGAACGUGCAGACAGAUUGAAACGUCAGCAGUCCAAACUGAAGGGUAUCCGUAUUGAAGGAAAACUCGAACCAAGCGACAGGUUGGCUUUGAUGAGACGAGGCCUCGCCUUUGACCAGGCGAACUUACUGGACUACCUGGAGCAUGACAGGCCUGAGGCUAAGGUCCCUAGGCCCAAGAAUAAGGGCAAAGGAAAAUCAAAGGGUCAGGGCGGUGGAUCACUUACCAUCAAGAUGCCGGCUGGACUUGAAGGAAGACGAAUGCCUCCCUUGAUUUCGGAGUUUGAGCGAUUUGAAACCAUUAUAGCUGCAUCGAUGCCCACAACCGAUGCCAAAGGUUGCUUGACGGCCUGCCUCCAACAUGUUCCUAGUGGUUCAAAGCUGCUCAGUUUUUCGAAAAAGGGGGAGGGCGAGAGCAGCUUGGUUCUGAAGUUUGGUAUUUACAGAACUCCCAUGACUUGGAUUGACAGGAUUUCCAAAAUGAAACUCUGGAUGAGUUGGGCUGAAGAGCUUGAAGCACAAGAGAGGGAACACAAGCUGCGCCUUGACCCGGGAGUUAGGCAAAUCCUUGCGCCCAAAAGGCUCCUCUUGCUCAGGAAGAUAGCUUGCAGCUUGGAUUGGCCUGAUACCAAUCUUUUUGACGAAAUUGAUGCAGGGUUCAAACUCACCGGAAUCCAGAGCCCUUCAAAUGUCUUUGGACUUGAACCCAGACCACCGCAAGCCUCUGAAGGAGAGCUCUGGGCCAGUGCAAAAUUCAUUAGACCUGCGUUGAUCGGCAAGGUCAAAAGUGCAGCUCUUGAUACUGAGAGUCAACCAUUGUGGGAUGCUACAAUGGAGGAAGCGAGCAACCAUCACUGGAUGACUGGCCCACAUACAGUCGAACAAGUUCAUGAUAUUUUCAAUGGACAGCCAUGGAUACCUGUGAGACGCUUCUCAGUUCUUCAGUCCUCGGGUGAUAGGAUGAAACUCCGGCCCAUUGACGAUUUCGCAGAAAACCGCGUGAACACGGCCUAUGGCUACUCAGAUAAGCUGGAUUUGCGUACCUUAGACCAGGUCGUGUGGAUGACAGCUGCCAUCACCCGUGCGUUAGCCUUGGGAUAUAUUUCAUUUCGAAGGAGUGAUGGGACCCUGCUGGAGGGGAAGGUCCACUCCGCUUAUUUGGAAGAGGGUGGUGGCCGACCUCUCCUUUCUGUUUUGGAUUUGUCAUCAGCAUACAAACAAUUUGCGAUCAGCAAGGACUGCAGGCGGCUCUCUGUUAUCGCCCUUAAGGAUCCUUCAGACAGUUCAUGCAAGUGUUUCAUUGGCAAUGUGCUGCCAUUUGGGGCGACGGCCAGCGUGGUACACUUUAACCGCGUGUCCUGGCUGAUCCAUUCCAUUGGGCUCCAUGCUGGACUGCUUUGGGGAAAUUAUUUCGACGAUUUUCCAAUGGUAGCACCUUGCAUUUUGAAGCAUUCCUCAAUGAACAUGGCCAAGCUCCUACUUGAUUUGCUCGGGUUCCAGUUUGCUGACCAUAAACUGAAGCCCUUUGACUCAAGGGCCACGGUUCUUGGGGUUGAGAUUGACACUAGCAAAGCUAUGGAUGGUUUUGUCCUGGUGAGGAAUAAGCCCGGCAGGGUGACAGAGGUCACGGAUACAGUCAAUGGAAUUCUGGCUCGUGGCACACUGACGUCAAAGGAAGCUAGCCGGAUCCUGGGCCGUAUACAAUUUGCAGAUGCCCAGAUCAUGGGUAGAGUCGGAAGGAUCGCCAUGCACGAGUUCAGGCUCGCCAUUAAAAGCCACGAGAGCAUCGCCCUGGAUCGAUGUGCCAUUGAAUCACUGCAUGUCCUAAUGGACAGACUUUCUUCUGGAGAACCUCGAAUGAUCCCGUGCUGCGACCAGAGGCGGCCCAUAUUGGUUUUUACUGACGGAGCCAGCGAGGUUUCUGGCCAUACUAUUGGUGGAGUUAUGUUCAAUGACAACAAGUUUGAAUAUUUUUCAUGUGCAGUGCCGGAGCGCCUGGUUGAGGAAUGGGGAUCCAUGUUUUCCCACUUCAUAGGACUCGUGGAGCUUUAUGCCAUAUUGGUGAGCCGGCUUCUCUGGAAUGAUCACCUUAGUGGGUCACGCACCAUUUAUUUUAUUGAUAACAACAGCUCGAUGGAUGCAUGCAUCAAGGGGACCUCCGGAUCCAGACCUGUCCGAGAGCUGUUGCUGUGCUGGGAGAAAAUGGAAGAGAAAGCCCGGACUUGGACUUGGUUCACAAGGGUCCCGAGUCAGAGCAACCCGGCUGAUGAGCCAUCUAGAGCAUGCCAUGACCUGAUGGUGAAGCUUGGGGCCGUGAGGCGUCAGGCAACUUGUCCUCUGACCGGAGAACCAACUAUGAACGAGAUCGAUGAUGACGAAGAUGGGUCAAUCAGAAUGUCCCACAUUGGUGCUGCAAUCAUCGCUGCCAACAGCGAGUUUCCUUCGAGCAAUGUUGCAAGCUCGAGCACGAGCAUUCGAGAUCCAAUUGAGAUGCCUGUUUUGAGAGACGAAGGUGAUUUGCCAGAGCCCUACACUGCAUGGAGCCCUGAAGCCAUGCUUACCUUUAUGUAUUCAAGGUGUUUGCGCAGAAAAUCCACAGCAACUUCGUUGGAACGACAGCAAUUGUAUGAGGAGCGACUUCAAUUGCUUUGCAACGUGAUGAAUGCUUGCAAGUCUGGAGAUCAAUCAGUUCGAUUGUCAGCAGCUGUCAUGGCCAGGAACAUGACAGACCUUUCAAGCGAUGAGGUUGAACAUGCAGUGGAGGUGGGUCAAAGCUUGGCGAACGCAGUGGCAAUUGAACGAGCAACAACUUCAGACAGUUCUCAUGUGGAUUCAAUUGCACGUGCUUUGAUGGAAAACAUUGACAAUCCCCCGAUGGAUGAAGCUGGAGAAAGCGAGGAUGAAGAUUCAGACGAGAUGAUGGAGACAGAAUCACAAAGAGCCUUCAGGUAUGGAAACUCUGAACUUUGCGAAGUCAGUGAUCCAGAAACCUGGAUGGUUAUGCAUCAUGGCAAUGUAGAAACUUCAGAAUCCGAGCAGAUGGAGGACGAUGCAGAGACAUAA
This is a messenger RNA of Cladocopium goreaui, 4785 nucleotides long. The record is from the annotation of a GenBank genome assembly. Lineage: Eukaryota; Dinophyceae; Suessiales; Symbiodiniaceae.